AUGGAACCUUUGGACGAACUCAGAUCACUGUUGGAAGAUGGUCUUCUUCAGUCUGAAGACUGUCUUCACACAGGAGAUGGGUCAGUAAACAACAAGGGAGAGCUUGCUUUUAAGAAGGAAACUGGGACAUGGAAAGCAUGCCCCUUUAUUCAAGGUACUUUCUUUUGUGAACGUUUGGCAUAUUAUGGGAUUGCCAGUAAUCUUGUCACUCAUCUCACCACAAAACUACAUGAAGGAGUUGUUUCUGCCGCAAGAAACGUUACAACUUUUCAGGGAACAUGCUAUCUUACUCCUCUCAUCGGAUCCUUCUUUGCCGAUGCUUACUGGGGAAGAUAUUGGACGAUUGCAGUGUUCUAUGGAAUCUAUCUCAUUGGAAUCUGCAUAUUGACUCUUUCAGCAACCAUUCCAACAUUGGAGCCAAUGGAAUGUGUGAAUUCUGUAUGCCCAUCAGCAACAUCAGCUCAACGUGCUGUAUUCUACUAUGGACUAUUUUUUAUUGCACUAGGGACUGGUGGGAUCAAGCCAUGUAUUUGGCCCUUUGGAGCAGAUCAGUUUGAUGAUACGGAUCAUAGGGAAAGAGCAAGUAAAGGAUCAUUCUUUAAUUGGAAUUAUUUCACUAGUAACAUUGGUGCACUUAUAUCAGUCACUAUAUUGGUAUGGAUUGAAGAAAAUGUUGGAUGGGGCCUUGGAUAUGGCAUUGUUGCAUCGUUUGUCGGUAUUGCAAUCAUAAUUUUAUUUCUUGGUACACCUGUCUAUAGAUUUCAAAGGCCAGGGGGAAGUCCUCUUACAAGAAUUUCCCAGGUGGUUGCUGCUGCUUUGUGCAAGUGGAAAUUGGAGGUUCCACAGGAUAGUAAUCUCCUCUAUGAAAUUGCAGCAGUUAGGAGGGAUACUUCCAUUGAAGAAAUUCCUAAACUAGAGCAUAGCAAUGGAUUGAGGUUCCUUGACAAAGCUGCAGUGAUAUCGGAUGCAGAAAAAGAGAGUGGUGAAGUAACUAAUCCAUGGAGGCUUUGCACGGUAACGCAGGUGGAGGAGUUGAAGAUUUUGAUCCGCAUAUUUCCAAUCUGGGCAACAGGAAUCAUUUUCUGUGCGGUUUAUGCUCAAAUGUCUUCAUUGUUUGUUGAACAAGGGAAGAUGAUGGACACAACAGUUGGUUAUUUCACUAUUCCUGCAGCCUCUCUUUCAACUUUUGACAUAAUUAGGGUCACUAUUUGGGUUGCCAUAUAUGAUAGAGGGAUUGUUCCAAUUGCAAGGAAACUCACUGGCAAGGAGAGGGGCUUCUCAAUAUUGCAAAGGAUGGGAAUUGGCCUGUUCCUCUCCAUCAUUUGCAUGUCAUAUGCUGCUUUUUUAGAGAGUAAGAGAUUACAAAUGGCAAAAGAUCUUGGAUUGUUUGAUGAAGAUGUUCCUGUUCCACUAAGUAUAUUAUGGCAAAUACCUCAGUAUUUCUUGCUUGGUGCUGCAGAGGUAUUCACCUUUGUUGGACAACAUGAGUUUUUCUAUGAGCAAGCACCAAAUGGCAUGCGUAGUUUCUGCAGUGCAUUGGCACUGCUUACAAAUUCAAUUGGGAAUUACCUCAGCUCUUUGAUUCUCAUUAUUAUUGAUUACCUCACAACGAAGAAUGGAAAUUGUGGAUGGAUAGCAGAUAAUUUGAACGAGGGUCAUCUUGACUACUUUUUCUGGCUUCUAGCUGCACUCAGUUUCUUAAACAUGGUGGUGUAUAUUGUCUAUGCUAGAUGGUACAAACCAAAGAAGGCUUAUCAUAGGAGUUUUCCUCAAAGGAAUUCACUUUUCAUUUUCAAUCACUACAUAUUGAUUGAUUCUUGUGGUUGUCGGAGAACAAGGAAGCUGCGAGAAUAUUGGGAAAGUAAGGACCUUGAACAGCAAAGCAACAGUAAAACAGAGCUUGAACGGGAAAGCAGAGCAAAUGUUGGAAAAGCUGAUUUCUCUGGUGAACACAGAAGCAGAGGAGAUGCCGGAAAAGCUGAUUCCUCUGACAAAGUGGAGUGGGUGAGCUGGCAAGGAGGGGAGAAACCGUUUCUGUUGAGGUUCCAACUUUUCAUGCAGGAAAAUGUGGAGGAAGACAAUCGAGCAAACGCCGUUUGGUCUGAAAUGGGUUAUGUUUCUGGUUAA
Abrus precatorius (Indian licorice) is the source of this 2127-nucleotide messenger RNA. RefSeq names its product protein NRT1/ PTR FAMILY 8.3-like. The coding region runs from base 1 to 2127 and encodes 708 amino acids. The record is from RefSeq and is a predicted model, not a curated record. Gene Ontology annotation, cellular component: plant-type vacuole membrane. The transcript has 8 exons. Gene Ontology annotation, molecular function: transmembrane transporter activity. Gene Ontology annotation, biological process: transmembrane transport. NCBI's taxonomy places the organism in Eukaryota, Viridiplantae, Streptophyta, Magnoliopsida, Fabales, Fabaceae.